Messenger RNA from Laetiporus sulphureus 93-53, 506 nucleotides. RefSeq names its product 40S ribosomal protein S17. Gene Ontology annotation, biological process: translation. The coding region runs from base 69 to 506 and encodes 145 amino acids. The record is from RefSeq and is a predicted model, not a curated record. The transcript is spliced from 5 exons. Lineage: Eukaryota; Fungi; Basidiomycota; Agaricomycetes; Polyporales; Laetiporaceae. Gene Ontology annotation, molecular function: structural constituent of ribosome. Gene Ontology annotation, cellular component: ribosome.
UCGUCCUCCGCCGCAAGCUACCCCAGCCCGUGAAGUUCCACUUACUCCUCCUCUCCGUAGCCAGCACUAUGGGUCGCGUUCGCACCAAGACGACGAAGCGGGCUUCCCGAGUAAUUAUCGAGAAGUACUAUCCGCGCCUUACGCUCGACUUCCACACCAACAAGCGUACCAUCGAUGAAGUGGCAGUUGUCCCCUCCAAGCGUCUGCGCAACAAGAUUGCCGGAUUUACGACCCAUUUGAUGAAGCGUAUACAGCGAGGUCCCGUCCGUGGUAUCUCGUUCAAGCUGCAGGAGGAGGAGCGUGAGCGGAAGGACAAUUACGUUCCGGAGAUCUCGGCUCUUGACACCAGCGUAAACGGUCUGGAGGUGGACCCUGACACUGAGGCACUACUCCGUUCUCUCAACUUUGAUUCCAUCCCUCACAGCGUCGUCCAGCCUGUUGUCGCCCAGCCCGAGCGAGGCCCGCGACGUGAGCGGCGGAAUGUUCCCGGUGCUGGCCGCUCAUGA